GGCAGUCACCCCGUCUCCUCCAGCCCCCGCCCCCGCCGCGGUUGCCUGGACACAGUGCAACGGACCCCAAGGGCCUUGGCCACCGCCGCCACGGAGCCAGAGAGGCGAGGCGCGGGGAGACCCGCGGAGCCGGUCUCAAAGUACCAUCAAUAACCAUGCCUGAAAAUAAGAAAAUUUCCCCUUCUCCGGCUGGAGAUGAUCAAGCCAAGACAGGUCUUACAUGUCUCAAAAUAAAGGCUCUCAGAGAAAAGGCACAGGAGAAGACAGAUCCAGGUACCCACGACAAUGCGAGAUUGGUUUUAUUUGGUGCCCCAAAUGAAACUGUUAAAGUUAUCCAUGAAAGUAAGAUGACAACUACUGAAGGGGUAAAUAAAGGCAUUUACUUUGGAUACCCAUGUCGACGUCACAGCUGUUCUUUAGUUAACAUCCCAGCCCCAUGUGUCAACAAAAUUAUUUCACACAUUGAAGAUGUGGAGUCUAAAAUACAGAAACACUUAAAACAGUUUGAAACUUCCUUUGAAGAAUGGAGCAGAACUUCUUCCAGGAAAGACAUGAAAGAUUGGACUGUUGCCAUACCAGAGGAAAAGUUCAAACCAGAAGAGAAGAGAGAUGAAAAGUGUCCAGAGUUAAGGCAAGAAAUGGAAACACUGCUCUCAGAGGCCAUCCAUCUCAUUAGAAGUCUAGAAAGUGACCGGGCUGAAGCUGAGGAAGCUCUAAAACAUCAAAGGAUAAGAAGGAAAAAGGUUGGCCUGAAAAUUGAUGCCUGGUCCAUCUGGAAACUUCAAGAACUCCCGCUAGCUGUGCAGAAAGAACAUGAGGCCUAUGUGAAAGAUAUUAUAGAACUACAAUGGCAUCUAGAGGAUAAAAUUCGUGAAGCACAAUAUAUAGAGAAACAAAAGAUAAAGUUAGAAAAAGCCAAUGCAAAGAUUAAAAUGGACGUGGACUACCUGCGUAGACAUGUCCCCCUGCUGGAUGGCAAGCAUAAGCAGGAACUGGAAGCUCUGAGAGAAUGUUACCAAAAGAAAUUUGAGGUAAUGGAGCUGUGCAGAAAAACUCAUGGAGAUCUUGAAGAAGUUAUAGAGGAAUAUGAAAACACCAAAUUUAAGGCUAAACAAAUGAAAGAAGACUUCGAAAAAGAUAUUUGUAAUGAUGAAGCAAAAAUAGAUGGCUACAGAAGAGAGUUAGAUAAACUCAACAAUCUAUUUAAUCAUUACUAUACAUCAAUACAAAAUGUUAAUGUUAAUAUUGAGGAGCAAGAAGAGGAAGUGACUGAAGUAAUAAAGGAAACAAAGUCAUCAAGGAAUGAAGUAGCUGCUUUAUCCAUUGCGUUAGAUGAUUUGAAGAAAAUAUUUGAUCAACAAGGCUGGAAGCAAAAAAGUUAUGAACAACAGUAUCUGGAAGCACUUAAUAAAUUUUAUGCUGCCAAAAAAUCGUGGGCUAUUGAGAUUUCUAAUGUCACAAAAGAUUUUUCAGAGGUUUCAUUAGCAUGUACUCAACUGAUGGAAGAAAAAAGAAGACUUGAGAUUGAAAUUGACAAUGUAACAAAUCAAAUCAGUGACAGUAUAAGGAAAAAAGCGGAGCAUGAGUCUGAAAUCCAAUCUUUGUUGAAACUGAAGUCAAAAAAUAAUGAUUAUCUCAAACAGCUCUACAUGGAGGCUUAUCACAUCAGUGCUGUUUACCACCUCAUCAAACAGAAAACAGAAGAAUUGGAUGAUAAAAUAGCAGAAGUGAGAAGAAGAUUCAAGGGUAGAGAAGAAUUCUUGAAAAGGCUCAUUCGAGCUCAGGUGUCUGCUGGAAUGAUAAUUCAGAGACGACUGUUUUCCAUUCAAGAAUCUCAGAUAUUUGAGAGGCAAGAUCUUCAGCAAAGGAAAGCAAUAUAUAACCUAACCAUGGCAGGCAUGGAGGCACCUCUGUUGAAACUGGAAGAGGAUGCUGUAAGAAUCAGAAAUCUCCACAAAGAUCAAUCUAAUACACUUAAUGAUAUACUUGAGAGGAAAGCAAAUGUUAGAAGAAAGGUGGAAAAAACAAAGAAAAAUUUGAAGAGAAAGGGAAGAAGAACUCUUGAAGCACUGACAGAAACUGAUAAUAAAUGUUCAACCAUUUUUAAAGAAUUGGAGGAAACUAAAAGUAAAACCAUUAUUUAUCAUGCAAAGAUAGAUGAACUGAUUCAGGAAUUAGAAAGAAAAGAAGAGGAAAGGAAAUGUUUUGAACAGAUGCUAGACAAUUUAAAAGAAAUAUUUUUAACUGCACAAUUUAAAAAGGAACAUGCACAAGCUGUGUUUGAUCAUCUCAUGCAAGAGAAAACACACUGUGAAGAGAGACUCUUUGAGGAAGAGCAGAGAUUUAGAAAGCUCUUUGCCAUGAGGCAAAAUACUCUGGAACACAUGAAACUGAUGAAAAUCAGACAAAAGGAUCCCCCUCCACAGAAGCCUAUGUCCAGGCUCACAGAGUCUGCUCUUCAAGCCCAGAAACAAUAGCUUCAAUCAAGAGGCCUGAGUUUCUGCUCUACAGAGAAUAAACAGUGCCAAGUAUUAUCAAAGUGAGUCACUUAAUUUGACCAUGUGGGAGCCUUGGUGACAGAAAGAAGGGUAUAAGUUGAUUGAGAAAGGUAGAUAGUCAAAUAUAAAGGUGAAAUGGGCAAGAUAUGGAAAGAAAUAGAGAAGAUGGUUUUAGAAUAUUUUUGAGAGCUUUAGUAAUAAAAGGAGUUUGUAUAUUUUUGUUUUCAAAUUGGAAACCCCAGGUAUGUUUCCCAGUAGAAGGGAAAGGGACAAAUUUGACUUAGAGAUUGAACUAUAUGAUGAAUGAUGCAAUUCUGCUUAAAUCUUUGUUUCCAACUGGAAUGUUGGUGAAGCUUUUUAAGGAGAGAAUAAUACCUCAUUCAUGUGAGUAAAUCCAGAAUCUGACACAAUGUCUGGGACAUAAUAAGUCCCAAACAUUUUCUGAAUCAAAGUCCAAAUUAUGUGAUUCAGCUCCUAUAAUAAGUGAAAAAGUGAAUUUUAUAUGUCAGUUUAUUUUUGCAAAAAUACUGUUCCCCAGCCAUCUACCCACCUUUCCAACUACUAAUUCAUCUACUUUUUAAAUUUAUUUUGAAGUCAUAUGCUGAAUAUGACUGCGCCAGAUUAUGCAUGUGUUAAAUGCAAAGAAGCACCUGCUUUCAAAGAGCCUCCCUGAGCAGUGGGAGAAGAAACAGGCACCAGUGAAUUAACAGGACAUACAGUGAGUGUUUUCCUUGAAUUAAGUGGAUUUAUCUGGGACCAAGGAAGAAGGAUUUGAGGGAAAUCUGACAAGGCUUUCUAAGUAGAUAUAGACAGAAUUAAGUGUUGGAGGAUGAGACUACUUCAAGUAGCUGAAACAGAGGAAAGGCAUGCAGUUACAAAAAAUCAGUGUACAUGUAGGAACUUCAGGUAAUUUACAAUGUUUGAAGACCAAAUCCAUACAUACAGGCAGAAACCAUAGCAUGAGGAGUGCAUGCAUACAAGUAGAAGUCACAUUAUGAAGGCUCUCAAUGUCAUCCUAAGAAAUUUGUGUCUCUGUAUGUGAGAGUGUGAAUAACUGAUCAGAAAGCUACCAUAGCAGCUGAGAAAAAUCCUAGGAAAAUUAGCAGGCAUUUCCCUUGAUCUGUUGUUUUACCAUGGUGUGGUGUUAACAAGCUAUAGGUGGCCUGAGACUGAUUCCCGUCAGCACCCAGAGUUGAGAAGCACCUAGGGUGGCUGGAGAUUAGACUUAGAAGUCUCUGCCAUGAGACAGCCUUGUCUGUUUACCUCCAGUUGUUAAGGUAAAUAUUUCAUUUUGUAUUUAUUCUAUGACAUAAAAAUGAUUGAAUAUCAUUGUGUUUACUAAGUUGGAGAGGAAUAAUGAUCCUGGAUGAAGCAAACUAACGGGUAAUUUAUCAGUGAAAUGAUGAGGUUCUAGUGACUGGUAAGGGAAAUUCCAGAGUUUUUUUAGUUAGUAUAGGAAGAAUUGAUGACGCUUUGGGUUCUGAUGGUGAGAGGGGUUCUCUAAGUAUGCAGUAGGUUUCUGACUUGGACAACAAGAUAGCUAAGGGUAUCAGCAUCUCAAUACAGGUAUUAUAGGUUGAGGAAUAGAUUUGAAACUGCAUUUAAUUGAAUUGAUAUAGAGUCUGAUGGAGGGCAUUAUUUGGAGGCCAGUGUCCUGAUAAAUGUAAGAAUGUGGAACACAAGAAACAAGCAUUGAGUGUAGAUAUGGUUGUGGAAAUUAUUAGCAUGUGCAUUGUGGCAGAGGCUUCAGGAAAUCUUAAGAACACAGUCAGCAUAAGAGGAGGGAUCCAAACAGACCUGGUUGGGUGUGUAUGAGAUAGAAAGGGGAAUAAAAACAGAGGAAGCAAAAGGCUCAGAGGUUGUAGUUAGAAAGUGAGGCAUCAGAGUUUAAAACUUCAAAGUGGUGCCAUUUUAGAUAACAAAGUCAGAAGGGUGACCAUCGGUAUGAGUGGUUAAUGGAAUGUGGAAUUGAAGUUAACUUGAUUUGAGUAAGUCCAUAAAUUCUAAGAUUAAAAUAUUGGAAAGGUCAUUGAGAUAGAUAUUAAAAUGAAACAGAAUGAUGCUGGAACAAGGGAUAGACCGGAAGAAGAGAUUGUGUCCCAUGGGCCAGAGUCUUCAUUUAGUGUGGAAAAAUUACCAGAACUGUAAAAAAAAAAAGCUAUAGUGUUAUUGUAUAUAUUAUAUUCUUUAAUCAAUAUAAAAUUAAAAGCAAAAAAAUGUAUUUAUGUAAGCAGGGAGAAUAAUGGUUUUCUCUGCAAAAAUGGAGAGAAAGGGUUGUGUUAACUAAAACUACACUUUCUGGUAUAUGGGACCUCAAGAAACCAGUAUUCUCUAACUCAGGCCCAGAUUUAGCUCAUGGAAAUAAUUGCAUGUAGUGCCUUUUACCAAAGAUGGACUACAUCUGAGCUUCUUUAACAAGGAAUGAUACUUCGAGAAUUCAUAUAUGAAAAGGUUUAAACUAGGACAAUUGUUCAGUCCAAUUAAUAAGUAUUUAUUAAGUUUCUGCCACAUGAAAUAACCCAUUCUUGAUACUGAGGACUGUUGGGAUAAAGCCUCAUCCUUAACUCUGAGAAGCCUAUCAGCCUAGCAGAAGAGAGAGAAUUAGAAACGUCUUUUCAAUAUGAUUUACUAACCAGAGACAGAUUCAAAAGGGGAAGGAGUAGUUAAAAUGAAACAUUCAAAUAUUGUUGCCUCUCAUCAAAAAUUUUUUUUAAGAUAGGAAAUGAGUUCCUGGGACACAAAGACUUGAUAUAGUAUUGCCCCGCCUUUAUCAUCAAUAAUGGUGUCAACAGAAUUAUAUUGUGUCGUAAGGUAUUGUAAAUAUGCACUUACAGAUCAGGGUCUCUAAUCAAGAAUUUUUUUAAAAAAAGUCACAUAAAACCAGCUUAGCAUUGCUCAGUAACAUAACACAUUUUUUCUUAAUCUUGGUUGCUCAUAUAAUUAAAAGAAUCUUCUAUUGUCCACCUUCCUUUACAUUAUAUCUGUCUUACAUGGGUUGUUAAAUUCAGGAAGAUCACUUGAUCUUGCUUUCAGAAAAAUGAAUUUAAUGCUGCAUAUAUGAGAUAUCUAUAGAGUUAUGUUAUUCACAAGCAUAGAUCCUAAAGUGGUCCACCAGAGGCAGGAAAUUAUUGUCCACUUCUGAAAGUUUGUAGUGUGUUUUUGUUUCUUUAAGCUUUUCAAGGGAGUUGAAACAGAUUAGAGAGAGAGAGAG
Oryctolagus cuniculus (rabbit) is the source of this 5709-nucleotide messenger RNA. The record is from RefSeq and is a predicted model, not a curated record. Lineage: Eukaryota; Metazoa; Chordata; Mammalia; Lagomorpha; Leporidae.